Colletotrichum abscissum is the source of this 369-nucleotide messenger RNA. RefSeq lists its product as uncharacterized. The record is from RefSeq and is a predicted model, not a curated record. The transcript has 4 exons. Lineage: Eukaryota; Fungi; Ascomycota; Sordariomycetes; Glomerellales; Glomerellaceae. The coding region runs from base 1 to 369 and encodes 122 amino acids.
AUGCAUGCGUUCACUGUCCUCGCACUCCUCACAGCCUCUGCUGUUCAACUCGUCGCCGCGGGUGGUUUCGCGUCGACAUGCAGCGACAUGACCUACUCGGGUACCACGUUCACCGCGCAAUGCAAGAACAACUUUGUUGAUCCCUAUUUCGAGAAGGCCCCCAUUGACCUGUCAAAGUGCCUUGCCAACGUUGGGGGCAAGGUUGUCUGCCGUCCUAAGAGCCCGUCCUUCAAGUUUUGUGACUGUGGUCUCGGCAGUGACAAGAAGAUUUUGAACUGCCGUUGCACUGACUCUACUGGAACUAAGCAGCCUUCGUCUCUGAACCUUGAUACCUGCCUGACCAACAACGACGGAAACUUAUCAUGCUAA